AAAAGUGCUUGAAGAGAGAGAGAGAGAGGAAACAAAAAAAAAAAGAGAAUCUAAUAUUUUACAUUUUCGCCGUUAAGAUUCUAUUUCUGAACAUUUACACCCUCACGCCAUGUGUGGAGGAGCUAUAAUCUCCGAUUUCAUUCCGCCGCCGAGGUCCCGCCGCGUCACCAGCGAGUUUCUCUGGCCGGAUCUGAAGAAGAACGCGAAGAAGAGCUUGAAGCAGCGUUCGAGUUUCUUCGAUCUUGACGAUGAGUUCGAGGCUGAUUUCCAGGGCUUCGAGGAUGAGUCCGAUGAUGCUAAACCGUUCGUUUUCACCGCGGCUCGUAAAACCGCCGUCUCCGCCGCCACCGCCGCAGAUUCAGGUUUUGGCAAGAAAGUUGCUGACAUUAAUCGACAAGCUGCAAAGAGGAAGAGGAAGAGCCAGUACCGAGGGAUAAGGCAACGUCCUUGGGGCAAAUGGGCUGCUGAGAUUCGUGAUCCAAGGGAAGGUUCAAGAGUCUGGCUUGGAACUUUCAAAACUGCCGAAGAAGCUGCAAGAGCUUACGACGCUGCAGCUCGUAGAAUCCGUGGUUCCAAAGCUAAGGUGAAUUUCCCUGAAGAGAACCCACCUGCCAAGGCCAAGAAGGUGGCUAAACUAUACCCAAACCCAAAUCCAGCUUUGGGUCAGAACCUGGACAACUCCUUUGACAAUAUGUGUUUCAUGGAGGGGAAACAGCAAGUGAACAACAACAACAACAACAACAACAAUCAGUUUGGUAAUGGGUAUCAUCAGUAUUUCAGCUCAGACCAGGGUAGUAACUCUUUCGGCUGUUCUGAGUUUGGUUGGAACGAGCAGGCUCCAAUAACUCCUGACAUCUCUUCUGCGUUUAUCAACAACAACAACGCUACUCUAUUUGCUGAGGAAGCUAAUCCAGCGAAGAAACUCAAGGCCGUGGAUUUCGAGGCACCUUACAACAACACUGAAUGGGACUCUUCACUUGAUUUCCUCACUGUGGCGACUCAGGAGAAUGGUGCAAACCCUAUGGAACUAUGGAGCAUUGAUGAGAUCGAUUCCAUGAUUGGAGGAGUCUUCUAAAAGAGAUCCCCAUUGUCAUUUAAAACAUUUUGAACCCUUUCUGGUGGUCAUUUGUGUUCGCUUGUGUUUUGGUUUUGUUACUUUGUGCCCCUAAAGACUUCUUAAACAUUGUCAAAUAUGUUGAACUUUUUUGUCAAAUACGUUUAACUAAUGUUCUGUUUUAUGAUCUGGAAUGUUACUAAGGAACCGGUACGAAUCGAACCGGAGUAAAAGAAAGAAGGACCGGUUAUCGUUGAUUUUGUGGUCAGAAAGCGUGAAUCUAGAGGGAAAACGCCGAAAACGACGUCCGUAAAAGACAGAAGAACCUAAAGGUUGCACUUUCUUUGCAAGUGGGUAACUGGUGAGUUUGUGACUUUCUCGUGACACUUUUUUCACGAGACACAAAAAGAAAGUUAAAUCACUUCUGCUUCUUUCUGUCCUUUUCCUUUACUGUUUUUACUAACACAACCUUGUUGCCC
Messenger RNA from Eruca vesicaria subsp. sativa (arugula), 1533 nucleotides. The record is from the annotation of a GenBank genome assembly. NCBI's taxonomy places the organism in Eukaryota, Viridiplantae, Streptophyta, Magnoliopsida, Brassicales, Brassicaceae.